Arabidopsis thaliana (thale cress) is the source of this 2708-nucleotide messenger RNA. Its product is annotated as basic helix-loop-helix (bHLH) DNA-binding superfamily protein. Gene Ontology annotation, biological process: regulation of transcription by RNA polymerase II; regulation of DNA-templated transcription. The transcript is spliced from 2 exons. The record is from RefSeq and is marked reviewed. The coding region runs from base 684 to 1367 and encodes 227 amino acids. Gene Ontology annotation, molecular function: DNA-binding transcription factor activity; protein dimerization activity. Gene Ontology annotation, cellular component: nucleus. Lineage: Eukaryota; Viridiplantae; Streptophyta; Magnoliopsida; Brassicales; Brassicaceae.
CUUAAAGAAGAGAGAGAGGAGAGAUUACGGGUUACAUAUAAUCAGUUAAUCACAAAUAUUAAAGAAAUGUGUGUACUGUGUACUACAGUUUAGCGCCAUUUGUACUGCAUAAAGACCCCCCACGUACAUACAUACACCAAACCAGAGAGACUUACAUUAGAAGAAAAAACUAUGGCAACCUCUGCAUUCUUACAAAGAAGUAGAACAUCGGAGGAGAUGAAUCAGGUAAGAAAGCCUCUGUAAAUCCUGUCUCACAAGUUUUCCUCUUCUCUAAAACAAAUAAAACUGUUUUUGCUCUUCUCUGGCUCGCUCGCUCUAGGUCUUAUCAUUUACAAAUUCUUAUGUACUGCAGAUAUACGACCAUUUCUCUUCUAAUAACUUGCUGUGACCUGUGAUUCCCUGAACCUCUUUAUUUUUUAAUCUUCAAGCAUUUUAAUAUUCAAUAUUAAUGUUUAAUUCUGCAGCUUCAUUGCAUUGUGCCAUUCUUAAUUUGUUAUAUAUUACUGCGUCAGGGGUUGACUUUAGGCUAAGGCUACCUUUUCCUAUAUAUAUCAUUGUCAUGAUCAUCUUGUUAACUUAAUUAGGGUUUUAGACAUUAAUUGCAGUUCUAAGUUUAACUUAGGACCAUCGGUGGUAGGAAAGAGCACAAGCCUCUUUUUUGUUCCUCUUGCCGUCGUAUAUAUAUGUCUUCUCAACCGAAUCAUCAGACUUCAAUAUCAAGUUUACUCCAUGAUCGCUUGCAUAUCCCUCCUGCAGAAACAAUCGUUGAGAAAGAGUCUGCAGAGAAGGACACUUGUCAAUCACAAAGAAAAAGGAAAGAACCAGUUUUGCAUGAGGUUGAUGGCUCAAGUAGUGGUGCAGCAAAGAAACAAGACCAUAACGCUAAGGAGCGUUUAAGGAGGAUGAGACUUCAUGCCUCUUACCUCACUCUUGGCACUCUUCUUCCUGACCAUUCUUCUUCUUCUUCAAAGAAGAAAUGGUCUGCACCAUCUAUAAUCGAUAAUGUAAUCACUUACAUUCCCAAGCUACAGAAUGAAGUUGGAGAGCUAACUCUAAGAAAGCAGAAGCUUGUGGAGUUAGAGAGACGAGGUCCUUCUAUUCGAGCAAUCUCGGUUCUUGAAUUGGGGGAAUCAGGUUAUGAGGCUGUUGUACAGAUAUGCUUGAAGAAAGAAAACGAAGAUGAGUUCUCCAACUUGCUUCAUGUAAUGGAGGUGCAAGGUUUGAGUGUUUUAAGUGCUUCUACUUCUCAAGUUUGCCGAGAGCAAAGGGUGGUUUGCUACAACUUCCAUGUCAAGGUACUGUGUCUCAUCUUAUCUUCUUCAUUUCUCUUUAGUUUAUGUUUUGAUAGAAUGGAGACAAUGUGCUAGUCUUCAUGGAUAUGAACAAUGAUGUAACUUUUCUUCUCCAAACAAUACAUGUUUAGGGUCCAAGUCAUGGGAGGAUUGUGUUUUAACUUUAGCUAAGCAUUGAGAUUAUGUUAAGAUUAUAUAACGUUUAGAAAAGAUAUAGGACUAAUGGUUUAUCAUUAAGUUCAUAAACCAAUGGUUUUUGUUCUUAAGAUAUAUUGAUUCUAUUGGUGGGAGAGAGACUGUUUCGACCUCAAUGAACCUGGAUUUGAGUGUAGCAUUAUGUAUAAAGAGGGAUGAUUUACAUAUAUUUGCAUGUAUUAUCAAUGGCUGAUCCUAGAUCUAUGGACCAAAAACACUAAACUAAAUUCAAAAUUAGUUUUUAGCAAUUCGAUAGUAUGGCACUAAAAAGUCAUUGGAUAGUAUUUACAUAUAUACAUUGGAUGUUCUUUUUUGAGAGAACUAACAAUUGCAAAAUGUAUAUGGGAAAGUGUAGAUGGAUGAGAAGCCAUGUGAAGGUGAUGACUACAUCACAGUGUUAAAGAACAACAUCAUUUCUUCGCUUCGUGACAACACAAAGUGCAAAUGAUAUAUAGUGAGGUAUAGAAUCAACAGAAUAUCUUUGAUGAUGCAUAUCGCAACUUAUAAUAUUCCUCUUCUUGCUUAGAUCAUGUUUGGUUUCGUGUUGGGAAUCUCAUAAAUCAUAUAUAGAUGUAGAAGUUAUGUUUAUCUCCCUAUGGUAAACCUCUUCUUAGUAUGCCUCAAGAUCACGAUUUACAUGCUCUAGUACCCGAUCCGAGAGGAUUAUCUACCAAAGGCCCAUAACUUGUAAUCCAAAUAGAAAUUUCUUUGCGAAGCUAAAACUCAAGUUUUCCAAAACAAGUUGUUAGAAUGCCGACUAAAGUUUCUUUAUAUAGGUUUAACAAGAAAUGUAUAACCUAAAGAUUUGAUCCCAUGGCAUAAAAAAAAUAAUAAUUAAAAACAUGGAAGCAAAAUAUAUACAACAGAUAGACUAUGAUCUUGCAGUCUAAAGGUGAGACCACUCUUUGAUGGACCACAACCUCAACUUUCCGAAUCAGCCGGCUUUUGUUUCAGGAGCCAAGAGAAAGACACAACAACCAAAUCAAAAAUGACAACACGGCUCCAAAAGAAUAUGGAGUUUGGCAAGGCUUACCUUUGCUAUAAAUAAGUUGAGCAUUGGACUUGAAAUAACUUUGUCUAAUGAAUUCUUACUUGUAUUUUAUAAGACGAAAACGUAAAUCUUGCAUUAAGAAUUCAUACAAAUUUUCAUAAUUGAUAAAAUUCUUACAUUAUCGUACUAGAAAUCGGAAAUGCAUUCCACCAUUAUGCGUGUUAGUACUA